CCUUUGUAAGCUGUGAAAAAAGAUUUCUUCCUUAAUUUCUUAUCUCUGUUUCUCUUUAGAGCUUUUUAGAGAGAAAUGGCAGAUAAAAAGAUCGAAAAGAGUGUGGAAUCCGACGCUUCUUGGAUCUCUGAUCCUACAAUGGUGAAGCCGGAGAAGAAGAAGAGGAACAAAUACGCUUUCGCUUGCGCCAUGAUCGCUUCCAUGACUUCAAUUCUCUUGGGUUAUGAUAUUGGAGUGAUGAGUGGAGCAGUUAUCUUUAUAAAAAAAGAUCUAAAAAUCAGCGACGUGCAGGUCGAAGUACUCGUCGGUAUUCUCAAUCUCUACUGUCUAUUUGGGUCGGCGCUCGCAGGAAGAACAUCCGAUUGGAUAGGCCGCCGUUACACAAUCAUCCUCGCCGGGGCAAUCUUCUUCGCCGGCGCUCUACUGAUGGGCUUCUCAACGAAUUACGCUUUUCUAAUGGUGGGUAGAUUCGUGGCUGGGAUUGGAGUAGGCUACGCACUCAUGAUAGCUCCCGUCUACACCGCCGAAGUCUCUCCCGCCUCCUCUCGGGGCUUCCUCACUUCCUUCCCUGAAGUCUUCAUCAACGCCGGUAUCAUGUUCGGAUACGUAUCCAACUACGCCUUCUCCAAGCUCUCCUUACAUCUAGGCUGGCGACUGAUGCUUGGUGUCGGUGCAAUACCGUCCGUCUUCCUAGCCGUCGGAGUCUUAGCCAUGCCCGAAUCUCCACGCUGGCUGGUGAUGCAAGGCCGUCUUGGAGAAGCAAAACGAGUACUCUACAAGACCUCAGAUUCUAAAGAAGAGGCCGAAAGCCGAAUCGCUGAUAUCAAAGAAGCGGUGGGAAUACCACAGAAUUGCAAUGAUGAUUUUGUUCAGGUACAAAAAAAUAGCCAUGGAGAAGGUGUGUGGAAAGAACUACUAAUUCACCCAACCCCAGCUGUCCGUCGUGUCUUCAUCGCUGCAAUUGGAAUCCAUUUCUUCCAACAAGCAUCCGGCAUCGAUGCAGUAGUUCUCUACAGCCCACGCAUUUUCCAGAAAGCUGGAAUUAACGGCACUGACCCACUUCUGGGUGUAACCGUAGCCGUUGGAUUUGUUAAAACGGUGACUAUCUUGAUUGCAACAUUUCUCGUGGACAGGAUCGGUAGACGGCCUCUCUUACUCUUCAGCAGUGGAGGCAUUGUCUUAUCUCUCCUUACCCUCGCUACGGGAUUGACAAUCAUCGAUCAUUAUCCAGAUAAAAAAAUCACAGGAGCCAUCGUCGUUUGUAUCGUCAUGGUCCUUGCUUUCGUUUCUUUCUUCUCGAUUGGGCUAGGACCCAUCACAUGGGUCUACAGCUCUGAGAUCUUCCCUUUAAGGCUACGAGCCCAGGGUGCUAGUAUUGGGGUUGCUUUGAACCGUACAACGAGCGGUGUUCUUACCAUGACUUUCAUUUCUCUCUACAAAGCGAUUACAAUCGGUGGGGCUUUCUUCCUCUACGCAGGAAUCGCUGCCGCUGGUUGGAUCUUCUUCUACACGUUCUUGCCGGAGACUCGAGGGCAGUCGCUGGAAGAUAUGUCUGUUCUGUUUGAAGAAUCGAGAUGGGCGAAGAAAGGGAAGGGAGAAAACCAAGGCCAGUUGCAGUUAGCUAGCAAUGGUCAGGGCCACGGUCCAGCUCAGCCGUGAUUGCUGAGACCGUAUUUUAGUCAUUUUCUUGUGAAGUUUGGACACUUACGUGCCCUUUGCAUGUUUUACUUGGUUUUAUUAUGAGAUAGUUUCGGUUUUACUAAAGUUAUGGUCCACCAAGUGGAUAAAUUUCAUCCGUUGAUGUAUGUAUGAGAUCUAACACGUACAAUGGAUUGCUACGAACGCUUGCAU
Magnolia sinica is the source of this 1851-nucleotide messenger RNA. RefSeq names its product polyol transporter 5-like. Gene Ontology annotation, molecular function: carbohydrate:proton symporter activity. Bases 76 to 1659 code for a protein of 527 amino acids. The transcript has 2 exons. Gene Ontology annotation, cellular component: membrane. The record is from RefSeq and is a predicted model, not a curated record. Lineage: Eukaryota; Viridiplantae; Streptophyta; Magnoliopsida; Magnoliales; Magnoliaceae. Gene Ontology annotation, biological process: transmembrane transport.